Messenger RNA from Talaromyces marneffei, 303 nucleotides. RefSeq lists its product as uncharacterized. Bases 1 to 303 code for a protein of 100 amino acids. Lineage: Eukaryota; Fungi; Ascomycota; Eurotiomycetes; Eurotiales; Trichocomaceae. The record is from RefSeq and is a predicted model, not a curated record. The transcript has 2 exons.
AUGAGUCAGGGUCUCAUCGACUCGAUGUACGAAUUCGACGAUAAUAAUAGUAACGAAGAGGCCGCAGCGUUUGGCUUUAAACCAGCUCUUCCUCUUCACGCUGACCAAACGACCCUAUCAGUGGCUCCUCCUCCUCCUCUUAUUUCUCCGUUGCCUCCCGCGCUUCUGCCUUUAAUCAUCACUGAUCAGGCAGUAUUCGACCGGGCUCAAGUGGCCGAUCAGCCUUACUGUCCGUGGACCUGGACCACAUCAGGACGCAAGACUGACGCCCUAUAUGUCAUACACGAGAUUAGCAAAUGGUAG